Molecule: messenger RNA, 3482 nt
Organism: Blepharisma stoltei
Lineage: Eukaryota; Ciliophora; Heterotrichea; Heterotrichida; Blepharismidae
Source: the annotation of a GenBank genome assembly
AUGGCAGCAACAAGAAUUUUUCGUUCAAUUGCCCACAAUCCUGCCUUUGAAAACCUCAAAAUUCCUGGAAUUACAAUAGUCCGAACCAAAGACCAAGCAAAAAGAGUUGUGGAAAUUCUUAUGAGUCAUCCUGAAAGAAUUCAUGCUUGAGAUACUGAAACAAUAGGCUUCGAUGUUAAAGAGCAAUCUCCUGUAGGAAAUGGUCAAAUAAUUUGUGCUACUGCAUUUAUAGGUCCAGAAGUAAAUUUUGGUUCAGGCUCAAAGCUUUUUAUUGACAAUUACGCAGAGGCAAAUGGUAUAAUUGAAGAAUUUAAGCCUUAUUUUGAGAAUCCUGAUUAUUACAAAGUUUGGCAUAACUAUGGCUUUGAUCGUCACAUUUUUUAUAACCAUGGAAUUAACGUCCUUGGCUUUGGAGGCGACACAAUGCACAUGGCAAGGCUUGCAAACCCUUCGCGAGGUCCAAAAGAAUACAGCCUAGCCAGAUGUACACACAAUUAUUCCCAGCUUAUGACUAAAGUAAAAAACAAGCUUAUCAAAGACCUUAUAAAUUUCAACACAAAAGACCCAGAAGUCUUAAAAACCAUCAAAGAAUACACUGCAAACACAAAAAUGAGGGUAAAAAAGACAAUGGAUGAGCUUUUUGCCUACCAAAAACCCUUAAAAUCAGGAGGAUUAAGCAAGCUUCUAGUAACUCCUGAAGUAGAAGAGCUUCAUACGACCCCACAAUAUAUAGAAAAAUGGGUAGAUUAUUCCACACUUGAUGCGGUAGGUUUUAUAUAGGAAUUAACCUUUUAUUUACGAGAAGCCUUGGUUACUGAAUUAUCAAGUUUUCCUUUAAAAUCUGAAGAUAUGACUACCUUGUGGGAUUUUUAUUUAAAAUAUUGGCUGCCUCUAGGAGAAACAUUGACAGAUAUGGAAAGAAAUGGCAUGAAAUUAGACCUCCAACAUAUGAAAAAAAUCAACGACCAAGCGAAUAAUGACAAAUUUAAAUAUAAAAACGAGUUUUUGAGCUGGGUCAACAGUGUGGAUCCAGAUCUGCUUUAUUUUAAUCCAGAUUCUAAUGCCCAUAUGCAGCAAUUUUUAUAUGCUCCUUUUAAUAAAGAACAAGGAGAAGCGAAUUCUGAUAGUGAAGGAGAAGAAGAGGAGGUAAGAAAGACCUCAAAUAUGUCUUUAAAAAACCAAAUGUAUUUUCCUAACUCCCCCAAUCCUUGAUCGAACGAUUGACUGUAAAAAUUACUAAAAAUUGGGAAAAUUAACCCCUAUCCUGGAUCGAACGAUUUCAUAUCAUAUAAAUUUUUAUAUAUAUAAAAAUAUAUUAGCUAUCAAAAGCUUGGGAAGAUAUACAUAAUGAAGUUGUUUUCAGAAGCUUUGAGACGAUAAAGCUACGAGAUCAACCAUCUGAAGUGAUUUAAUCAUCAACUUAGGCUUAAAAACUCAAUCAUCUAAUAAAAUAGAGAUUCUUUAAAAUUUAAAAAAAAAAUUUUAAUUUAAUAAGGAGUAAAUUAAAAUUUAUACAGUUUAUUUUUAUGAAAUUAAUUCAAUUUUUUGCUGUAAAAAUAAUUAUUAAAUACUCUUAACCCUCUUAUUUAAAAGUAAAUAAAAAUAUAUAUAUAUAUAUAUUUUUUAUUUUAUAUAUAAAAAAUUUAUUUUAAACCCAUCCUUGAUAGAACGAUGGCGAGCCGUUCGAUCAAGGAUGGGGGGGAGUAAAGAAAGGACAUUUUUAGUAGAAAAUUUAGAUAGAAAAGACGGUGAGAAAAAAAUGACCCAUAUGACAAUUAAAGGGCUAGGACUUCCAGUGCCUUUUAGGACCAUAUCUGGAAUGCCAUCGGUGGAUGGAAAAGCGUUAAGGUUGUUAGCUGGAGACCCGAGCAAUGGUAAGCAUGGAAUCGCUUAUGAAUUUUUCAAAAAUCAAGGAGAUGAGAAAGCUGGAAUUUCUAUAUGUUAUGCACUGGAUUCUUUAUUGAAAUAUAAAUUAAAUUAAAUUGAGAGUCUUAACGUCUACCAGAUUUCAUGCCUCCUCACGCUUGAUCGACACCAACCUGCGUGCCGAGCGGAAAUUCAGCGGGUAUUUGGAACAGUGAUCUUCUCUAGGAGCAGGGCUUGCACUAUGACCUCCAAGAGUGUUGACAGGUUAGAAAGACACCCUGCCAGUACGCCAUCGGACGCUAUGGAAGUAUAGGUUAUCCCAAUACCUCCUGUCGGCCACCUUCGGGGAGGUACACCCAGGAAACCGUCCGGAUAACUAAUACCUGGGCUGGAAUUGUCACCAGCUGACUCUCAAGGUUUACCCACCCCAUACUGCAGCGGUUACACAUACUAAGGGUUAGGACUAAAGGGCCUGAACCUUGUCUUAGGCUAUAAAACCAUUUUGGCGCCCAAAGUGGCACGACCUCCAUAAGGGCAUAUUUCGUCGUCACCACCAUAUUAAUCAUCGAAAUAUAAAGGGAUUGAUACUCUGCUUCACACUUAUAUUGAGCCUCUACAAACUUUGUGUGAUAAAGAAGAAAGAAUCCAUUAUUCUUUAAAUAUUAACACAGAAACUGGGAGACUUUCAGCCAAAAAGCCAAACGCUCAGAAUCAGCCAGCUCUAGAUAAAGAUAUAUAUAAAAUUCGCAAAGCUUUUAUCGCAUCUACAGGAAACUGCUUAAUUGUCGCUGACUAUGGCCAGCUUGAGCUUAGAGUUUUAGCUCACAUGACAAAUUGUCAGUCAAUGAUAAAUGCUUUUCAUGCAGGCGGCGAUUUUCACUCUCGUACAGCUAUAUCUAUGUACCCAGAAAUAAAACAAGCUGUAGAUGAAGGCAAAGUUCUAUUAGAAUGGGACAAAUCUCAAGGCGAGCCCCCAGCACCUUUACUAAAAUCUUUAUAUGCUGCACAAAGAAAAACAGCUAAAACCAUGAAUUUUUCAAUUGCGUAUGGCAAAACAGCUCAUGGUUUCGCAAAAGAUUGGGGCUGCAGCUUAGAAGAAGCUAGUGAAGCGUUAAAAAGAUGGUACGCUGAGCGAAAAGAAGUAGAAGAUUGGCAAGAUCAAGUAAGAAAACUUGUAAGAAGUAAAGGCUAUACAAGGACACUGCUAGGGAGAUAUAGAAAAUUGACUGAAGUUAAUAAUAAACUUCCCUCAAAAAAGCAGCAUGCUCUGAGGGCAGCUAUAAAUACGCCUAUACAAGGAGGAGCAGCAGAUAUUGUGACCGGCGCAAUGAUAAGGAUUAAUUAUAAUGAUGAGCUUAAACAGAUGGGCUGGAAGUUACUAUACAUUUUAAGGUAAAUAUGAUGAUACAGUAUUAUAAUGAAUUUUUGGGAAAAAUUUUAUAUAAUAUGGGAUAGUCCAAAUACAUGAUGAAGUUAUAUUAGAAGGCCCUUCAAGCUCAGCAGACCGAGCCUUCGAGAUUGUAAAAGAAUGCAUGUCAAUGCCUCUGGACGAACCACUUAGAAUAAACUUAGAAACUGAUGCAAAAAUUGCCCAAAACUGGUAUGAUGCCAAAUAA